This is a messenger RNA of Raphanus sativus (radish), 836 nucleotides long. RefSeq lists its product as uncharacterized. NCBI's taxonomy places the organism in Eukaryota, Viridiplantae, Streptophyta, Magnoliopsida, Brassicales, Brassicaceae. Gene Ontology annotation, cellular component: intracellular membrane-bounded organelle. The transcript is spliced from 5 exons. The record is from RefSeq and is a predicted model, not a curated record. The coding region runs from base 109 to 666 and encodes 185 amino acids.
CAACUGGUUCCGUGGGGAAUUCACACGUUCAUGUCUGAAUCUGUGUGAACUCCCUAUCUCUCUCUCUCUCUCUCUUGGGGAAGCUUCCGUUCAGAUUGUUUUGGUAGAAUGGUGAUGGGUUCAUCGAAAGGUAGAGUAAUAGCAUGGUUCAAUAAGAAAAUCACCGAUCCUCUUCUCCAGAUCUUGCGUAGAGGUACUGAGCCUAAGCAGCUUGCUUUCUCCGCCGCACUCGGCAUUACCUUGGGAAUAUUUCCAAUUUGCGGUGUUCCUGUGUUUCUUUGUGGAGUAGCUAUUGCAUUUUUUGGAUCUGCUUGUCAUGCUCCAACCGUCAUGUUGUCUAACAUCAUUGCCACUCCUGUAGAACUAGCUCUGGUGGUGCCUUUCCUACGACUUGGUGAAAAAGUCACCGGUGGUCCUCAUUUUCCUUUGACAUCAGAUGCCCUUAAGAAGGUUUUCACUGGCCAAGCCUCGCAGGAUGUCUUUUUAAGCAUUGGUAAUGCGUUACUAGGGUGGCUCGUAGCAACUCCAUUUUUCUUUAUUGCGCUAUACGUUGUGUUGAUGCCAUGUUUCAAAAUCUUGGUCCGCAAGUUUGGCGCCGUUGCUUCAACCCCAAAGACACCUACAAGUGUUGACAUAGAGCUCAGCACAAAGCCAAGAUUCGCUUGAACUCAACAAACCUUAUUGUUCUGUUAUCAACACGAAACCCUUGAAAUGUAACACUUAUGUAUAGGGUAUACACAGCCUGCACUUUAUUUAAAACCUCCUUUUGAAAACGCCAUUAACCGGAAAUAUUGGUUAUUACAUAUGAAUCAAAAUAUAAGCAUAAAGUUCAUUUG